GGCUCGUGGUCGAGGCGCGCGGAGUUCCACGCACUGGGCAGCGCCUCCGCCGCUCUCUCGCUCGCCUGGACCGGCAGCCCGGGGUGGUUUCCUUCGAGCGGAGCCGUUCUCGCCAAGGGAGGAAGGGCGCCCGGUCAUCCCGCCUCCUGGAGGCUGAUUCUCAGCGCGGCGGCAGACCGACCGGCAUCACCGCCAUCCCUUGACAGCAUCUUCUCCCCACGGGGCAAAAGCAGCCGCCGGUUUAUUUUUUCAUCUCGGGAAAGUUCCAGUGCAACCGUGCACCAUUUCACUGUGGACACUAUACCCUUUGAUAGAGAUGGGAGAUAUGGGCGACCCACCGAAAAAAAAACGGCUGAUUUCCUUGUGCGUCGGUUGCGGCAAUCAAAUCCAUGACCAGUAUAUUCUGCGAGUUUCCCCGGAUUUGGAAUGGCACGCGGCGUGUUUGAAGUGCGCGGAAUGUAACCAGUAUUUGGACGAGACUUGUACGUGCUUUGUAAGGGAUGGGAAAACCUACUGUAAGCGAGACUAUAUCAGGUUAUACGGCAUCAAGUGCGCCAAGUGCAACAUCGGCUUCAGCAAGAACGACUUCGUGAUGCGCGCCCGCUCCAAAGUGUACCACAUCGAGUGCUUUCGCUGCGUGGCCUGCAGCCGCCAGCUCAUUCCAGGGGACGAGUUCGCGCUGCGAGAGGACGGCCUGUUUUGCCGGGCAGACCACGACGUGGUGGAAAGAGCCAGCCUCGGUACCGGGGACCCCCUCAGCCCCCUGCACCCGGCCAGGCCGCUCCAGAUGGCAGCAGAACCUAUCUCCGCCAGGCAGCCGGCCCUCCGGCCCCACGUCCAUAAGCAGCCGGAAAAGACCACCCGCGUCCGGACCGUCCUCAACGAAAAGCAACUCCACACUUUGAGGACCUGCUACGCCGCCAAUCCCCGGCCCGACGCCCUCAUGAAGGAGCAGCUGGUGGAAAUGACCGGCCUCAGCCCCAGAGUGAUCCGGGUCUGGUUUCAGAACAAGCGCUGCAAGGACAAAAAACGGAGCAUCAUGAUGAAGCAGCUGCAGCAGCAGCAGCCCAACGACAAGACGAACAUCCAGGGGAUGACGGGCACUCCCAUGGUGGCAGCCAGUCCGGAGAGACAUGACGGCGGCUUGCAGGCGAACCCGGUGGAGGUGCAGAGUUACCAGCCACCCUGGAAAGUCCUCAGUGAUUUCGCCUUGCAGAGUGACAUAGAUCAGCCGGCUUUUCAGCAACUCGUAAGUGUCAAUUCCCUGCAGUCGUGA
Molecule: messenger RNA, 1276 nt
Organism: Python bivittatus (Burmese python)
Lineage: Eukaryota; Metazoa; Chordata; Lepidosauria; Squamata; Pythonidae
Source: RefSeq, a predicted model, not a curated record